Molecule: messenger RNA, 9778 nt
Organism: Balaenoptera musculus (blue whale)
Lineage: Eukaryota; Metazoa; Chordata; Mammalia; Artiodactyla; Balaenopteridae
Gene: NHLRC2
Product: NHL repeat containing 2
Molecular function (GO): protein binding
Source: RefSeq, a predicted model, not a curated record
UUACGUGCCUGGGAAUUGCGUCAAUUUGUACUUUAGCAUUUGAAAAAAGUGCUGUGAGCGUGGCGUGGGGCUGGUGGAGAGUGAGGCGAAUGUGCGGUUUUGAAACCAAAGGACCGUAAGUCCCUCUCCCUCCAAACGAGACCGUCCCGCGGGCUCUGCGGCCGCCUCUGGACCGUCCGGAGAGAACAUGGCGGCGCCCGGAGCCCGGAGCUGCAGCCUCUCGAGCCUGCUCCCGGCUCAGACCUCGCUGGAGUACGCUCUGCUCGACGCCGUCACCCAGGAGGAGAAGGACAGCCUGGUCUACCAGUAUCUGCAGAAGGUGGACGGCUGGGAGCAGGACUUGUCAGUGCCCGAGUUUCCGGAAGGAUUAGAAUGGCUGAACACAGAAGAAUCUAUUUCUGUCUACAAGGAUCUAUGUGGAAAAGUGGUCGUCCUUGAUUUCUUCACCUACUGCUGCAUAAACUGUAUCCACCUUUUGCCUGAUCUUCAUGCAUUAGAACACACAUACUCUGAUAAAGAUGUCUUUCUGAUUGUUGGUGUUCACUCGGCUAAGUUUCCAAAUGAAAAAGUCCUGGAUAACGUUAAGAGUGCUAUUCUUCGAUACAACAUCACCCACCCUGUGGUUAAUGAUGCAGAUGCCAGCCUUUGGCAAGAACUAGAAGUUUCCUGCUGGCCAACUCUGAUCAUACUUGGACCCCGUGGAAACAUGUUGUUUUCUUUGAUUGGAGAAGGACAUAGAGAGAAAUUACUUUUAUAUACUUCAAUAGCUUUAAAAUAUUACAAAGACAGGGGACAGAUCAGAGAUAAUAAAAUUGGAAUAAAACUCUAUAAGAUUCUUGCCACCUUCACCAUUGCUGUUCCUGGCAAAGUAACAGUAGACCAUGUUUAUAAUAGAUUGGUAAUAGCAGCUGGACAUCAUAGAAUUUUGGUCGUCUGGAGGAAUGGACAAAUUCAGUACAGCAUUGGAGGACCCAACCCUGGAAGAAAAGAUGGAAUGUUUUCAGAGUCAACUUUUAACUCACCACAAGGUGUGGCCAUAAUGGAUAAUAUCAUAUAUGUGGCAGAUACAGAAAACCACCUUAUAAGAAAGAUUGACCUAGAAGCUGAGACGGUGAGCACUGUAGCUGGCAUUGGAAUUCAAGGUACAGAUAAAGAAGGUGGAGCUAAAGGAGAAGAACAGCCCAUUAGUUCUCCUUGGGAUGUAGUUUUUGGAAGGUCAGGUUCAGAGGUCCAAAGAGAUGACAUUCUGUGGAUAGCCAUGGCAGGGACUCAUCAGAUAUGGGCAUUCCUGUUGGACUGUGGCAGAUUACCAAAGAAAAAUGAGUUAAAAAAAGGAACCUGCCUUCGGUUUGCUGGAAGUGGAAAUGAAGAGAAUCGAAAUAACUCAUAUCCUCACAAAGCAGGUUUUGCCCAACCUUCAGGUCUUUCUCUGGCCUCAGAGGAUCCCUGGAGCUGCCUGUUUGUAGCAGAUAGUGAGAGCAGUACAGUGAGAACCGUCUCGCUGCAAGAUGGAGCAGUGAAGCACCUUGUGGGAGGAGAGAGAGAUCCCAUGAAUUUAUUUGCUUUUGGUGAUGUUGAUGGAGUAGGAAUCAAUGCAAAGCUUCAACACCCACUUGGAGUAACUUGGGACAAGAAAAGGAAUUUACUUUAUGUGGCAGACUCUUACAAUCACAAGAUUAAAGUUGUGGAUCCAAAAACAAAAAACUGUACAACAUUAGCGGGAACUGGAGAUGCAAGUAAUGUUAUCGGUUCCAGUUUUACCAACUCAACUUUUAAUGAACCAGGAGGCUUGUGUAUUGGAGGGAAUGGUCGGUUAUUAUAUGUGGCAGACACCAAUAACCAUCAAAUUAAAGUGAUGGAUUUAGAAACAAAAACAGUUUCUGUGCUCCCAGUCUUCAGAUCUGAAAGUGCUACGGUGGACGGCCCAUUCCUAGCAGAAAAACAGAAGACCUUACCCAGACUACCUAAAUCUGCUCCAGGCAUUAGACUUUCCCCAGUGGCUGCAUCUCCAGGGCAAACUCUUCAGUUCAAGCUAAGAUUAGACCUCCCAUCAGGAACAAAGCUAACUGAAGGAGCACCCAGUUGCUGGUUUCUAUCAGCUGAAGGCAAUGAAUGGCUUCUUCAAGGACAGAUACCAUGUGGAGAGAUAGAGAGCAUUUCCAGUCAACCAACAAUCUCACUGCAGAUUCCUGGGGAUUGUUUAGCACUUGAAGCCGUUCUAUCUAUCAGCGUAUUUCUUUAUUACUGUAGUGCAGACAGCAGUGCCUGUAUGAUGAAGGGAGUUUUGUUCAGUCAGCCUUUACAAAUAACCGAUACACAACAAGACUACAUACCUCCAGUAGAACUCAAGUAUAUAUUUUAGCAAGCUGGCCAGCAUGCCAGUGCCUCCUCUUCUCCAUCCCCACCAUCACUGUGUAAUUUAUGAAAAGAAGCUUUAUUUCUGCCUCUGGGUACCCAGAAACCCAUUGUUGAGCUCUCGCAACUGAUACUAAAAUAAAGCUAUGCUCCUUAUUUAUUUAUUAUAGACAAAUUCCUUCAUUCUCACUGUGUACCAGCUAAGUCAUUGACCGUGAUUUGAACCAUGAUCCUGUAAUCUGUGCUGCUAUUUGGCACAAGACUUAAGUCCACAUUAUAGGACAGAAUAUCAUCAUGAGAUAAUUUGCAGUGAAUACUGAUAACAAUAAUGAUACCAAAUAUUUUAACUAACUUUUUUACAUUUUUCAAGCAGCACUUCUGAAUGUGUAAAUUUCACAAUAACUUUAAACAGAAGUUAAGAUCCAGUCCACGUAUUAUAAGGACACCUGCCAUUCAAGGUGUAAGGUCUGUUUUAGGCCCCCAAAAAUGUCUUUUCAUCACAGUAGCAGCUUAAAGAGUACCUAGGUGGUAAAAAUGUUCUUUCUUCUCUUCUGCGAUUUUCUCAUUUGAGAUAUAUUUAUUCAGUCUAUUUUAUUAUAAAUUAUUUGCUAUUUUAACAUACCAUUAUUAAUGGUAUGUUAAAUAUUCUGUAUAUUUCUAUAUACAGAAAAUAUAUUUCUAUAUUUCUAAAAGUUAGAGUCUCUAAGGACAUACAGGCUCACUCCUUUAACUUUUUUCUGAAUGAACAGUCUUACCAAAUAACAGAUGAAUCCACAGAAAUGUUAUGACUUUCAAGGAGAAAGGGACUUUGGGACACAUUACUGUCUGUGAUACCACUUAAAGAACUGUGACACUGAAUCUGAUGUAAAUGGGUGUGUAUGUUGUCUUAGAAGUUUACAUUUCAGUUGAAGCAUUAAAUGCAGAUUUGUUGGGUUUGGGGGGUUUUUUUGGUUCCCAUAUUCAGAAUUUUUAAAUGAUGAUCAUUUAUUGUGAUGUUUUUAAAAAUUACUGUCAAGCCUUCAAAGUGAAAAUUUCAAUGUGAAGCACUUUCAUGCUAUUAAUAUGUAUAGUAUAUCUUAAUAUAUUACUUUAAAAUAUUAAGGCGGAAACAUACAGUGAUUUGAUGACACUGUUUUUGGUGGGGUUUUUUUAACCUUAAAAGAAAUAGUCACCAGAAGAUAUUGAAAGGUUUUUUUAAUCAUAAUUUCUCUUUAUAACUAUUUUAAAAGCCUCUGCUUGUUUUUACUAAAACUGAUUCAACAUGUUUGUGGUUUAAUCAGCUUACAAGAUUUUUAAAAACAGGUGAAUCACAUUUAUUCAGUAAAUAUUUAUAGACAAUAUAGCAUAAUAUGCCUUCUCCCUUCAAAACCAGUGCUCAAUUUGAAGUGUAAUUUUUUAAGCAUGAUCAUCUUUAUAUUUUUUUGAACUAUAGUUUUGAACAUACUAUACACUUCUUUUAUUCAGGUUACCUAAAUCUGAAGUAAGGAAAUGCAUAGAUCAUGACUUUCAUUUAAUUUGUAGCCUGCUAAAGAUAUUUUUAAAGAGAAGUAGUAUAAAUGUAAAGUUAAAAGGAAUUCUGUUUAAAAUUAUAUAUACGUACCGCAUAAACCUUUUCCAUAAAAAAAAUAUGUUCUGUAAUAAAGGGAUAUACAACAUUAAUUUUCUCUUUUAUGGAGAAUAGGCCAUAGUAAUUUUUUAAUCUCAUUUUAUUAUUAUAGUUCUCAUUUCCAGUUGGACAGGAUAGUUUGGCUUAAUUUUUUCCUAUUUAAGGACAAUAAUUUCACUCUGGAAGAAGUAUAUACAGUUUUAAAUUGCUAUUUCAGGAAUGCCUGAUAACUAUUUUUUCAGUAUUAUACACAAAUAUACACACAGUAUGUAUUUUCAUGUACACUAAAAUCCAAAAAUUUCUUAGAAUAUAUUAAUGUUCACUUCGUCUAGACAGUUUUCUGUUAGUAUUAAGCUUAUGCUCUUGACUUUCAAAGUACAGUUUUACUGAACAUUCUUAUUCUUAGCCAGCCACUAGUCUGCAUUGUUUUUUACGUUCAAAAUAUUAUUUAUAUGGAUUGGUAUGAUUUUUUUGUAAAUCAUAUUAAGCAGUAUAAAUAGGUUCCUAGAAUUUAUGACUAACAUAAAUCUCUUACAUAAGAGGAAGCACUAGAAAGUUUAUUUUUAAAAACUUUGUGAUUCCUGACUUCUGUUUUCUAUAAGGAUUUCUGCAUAUUUUUUAAUUUAUGCAUGAGGAAAAGCAAAAGUUAUGUUCAGUGAUAGUUUAAAAAAAGAUUUUAGUGUUAGUCACUGUAAUCAAAGUGCCAGUAAUGUGGCAUUACAUACACUUAGACAUAAUACCUGGGAUCUUUGCCCUAAAUUAUUAUGCUGCUUUGUCACCAUUUUUUCUGCCACUCGUUAUGAUAUCAUUUCACAAAUGGUAGAAUUUUCUUUUCUGAAUUUGUACUCAGGAUUGAUAUCUCUGAAAAGAAUUUUGCUUAUCUUGAAAAUGCUGUCUGAAGCAAAUAUUUAACCUUUUCACAAGGGGAAACUUUACAGUUUAAUCACCCAUAAGUGUAACUUUGGUAAAGUUCAAUGACUAAAUAAUUGUCUCCUUAACUGUUCUAAUAAUAUAUUUAGCUAUAGUGUUUUCAGGCCUGCAGAAAGCUAUAAAUCUUAAAAGAGCCAAAAAAAGCUUAGUAUAUGUAGAUGAGUGUAUGUAUAUAUGUAUGUGUAUGUAUACUUAUGCAGAUACAAAGAUCAACUCCAUUUCUCACAUGGCCAAUAUACUUUGGAGCUAGUACCACUGAAAUAAGUUAUUCUCUGCUUGUUUUUCCAUAGUUGGAAAAUUUGCGAGGACAUUAAUAAUACAUACCUCUGUAAUAUAAUUUUCUGCUUGCCCAACAUUUAGCAUUAGUUUAUAUCUGCCAAUUAAAAACAGUCUAGCCAUUAUAUUUGGCAUCAUGUUUAAGAACAAUCAUCAAAAACUAAAUUUCAUAGCUCAAGAAUUGCAUAAAAAUAUACGCAGAGGGACUGUGUCAGUGGUGGACUCUGAAUGGUGGUCUUGUGAAUAUUUUUCUUUUCUACUUUUCCGUAAUUUUUUUUUCAUUGAGCAAUGGGUUAUUUAAAUGAAAAAAAAACCCCAACUGGGAAUGUGCUUUAAAGAUUUAAAAUGAAAUGAACAGUAAGGACUUGCUCUAUAAUAGCUUUUCUAAAGUCACUUUUAUUACCAAAGAUCAGAACACAGUUUAGAGCUCUUUGAUCUACCACUUCUCUUAAGUAUGUGAUUUGGUGGAGACAGAAAUGAUUAUGGAGUUUUUAUUGUGUGAUGUAGCAUAGCGUUUAUGAGCACAGACUUUGCAGUCGCUUGGCUUCUGCCCUAUAAACUGGGGUUGCUAUACCUGCCUUAUGGAGUUGCUGUAAGGACUCAAUGAAAUAGUGUUUGUAGAGCAGUUAGUAAAUAAUGAAACUGCUAGUUAUUGGCUUAGUUAAUAAUAAUGAUAAUAACAUGUCUAUAAACACAUGGUUUCACAUUUUCCUUGCAACCACAGUUUCUAAAGGAAACUAUUUCUCUAUCAACUGUUUGGUAUUUAAUACACUCCAUAGAGUUGGAAUUCAAGAAGAGAAAGUUUUAUAAUAAACAUGUUACUAUUUUAUAAACAUUGUUAUAAAGAAACAUACCUACAGUUUUGUUUUUUAAAGUUUUUUUUAAGACCUGGAACUAUGAGUAAUAAACUUCCUUAGAGGGUCCAGACAUACCCUAAACCACAUUCCUGGAACAUACUCUGACGGUGCUUUCCCAAAUCUUCCAAGUGCCUUCAUGCGUUUUGCCUCAUUUGAGCUUCAGAAUAACCUUAUGAAUCAGACAGGUAGAUCUUAUGUCCAUUUUACAGAUGAGGAAGCAGCUUUAGAAUGUUGGCAACGUGUCUCAAGAUCAGCGCCCCCCGAAGAAUGGCUGUUGCUGGAGUGGUGCCCGGUGCAGACAGUUGCUCAGCCAGUCCUGUUGAAUGACUAAGGGUGACUAGUGAGUGAUGGAUCUUUUAUUUGCACACAGAUCUCCUGAUUCCUAGCUGUACUCCUAGAUGUAGAGUGAAAACAGACUGGGAUUAAGAGUACUUACUUUGGUGAAUGCUUUCUUAAGCCUUUGGCAAUACUUAAAUAAAGUAAUAAUAGCUAAAUUUAUUCAGUGCUUACUAUGUGCCUGACACUUUUCUAAGUGCUUUCUGUGUAUUAACUAAUUUAAUCCUCACAACCACCUUAUGAGGGAGGUACUAUUUUUCCUUAUUUCCCUGAUGAAGAAACUGAGACAUAAAAUAAGCAGUUACACCAGUGUAAUGGAGAUCACACAUUUAGGACUGGCCGAGCCUUGGUGCGUCUACUCAACUACCAUGCUGUGAUGCCGGCCUCUCAAUUUUUUUUUUUUUUUUAAGCAUAAAUCUUCAUAGUUAUAUAUAGUAACUAAUCAACACAAAGAACCCAAAAAAUCCUAGUGGUGAUUGUUUUUGAAAUGUAAAGUAAAUCCGUUUAAUUAUAUUAGCUUUGGGGACUUUUCAUUGUACAUAGUUAUCCUUCAGGGUUUGGAACAGUCUGUGUAAUUGUUUUUCCCAGAAGAUUUUAUGUGCCAUUCUUUCUUAAAUUCAGAUAUUAUCCAGUUUUUCUUGGCAGAUGGAUGUAUUAAAGAAUUAAAUAGCUUUUCAGUUCUACUUCCAACAGUGCUAUUUUAAUUGGUCUUCAGAAGGUAAUUGUAAGACCUUCUCACAGAAUUCUUAGCACAGGACUCUCUCAAACCCUUAAAAGCUUAUUCAUAUUUAAGAAAAUACCGUUUUAAUAACCAAAGUGAGCUCUAGAAACAUAAUAUUUGGCCAGUCUGUUAACACAAAGUCAUCUGCCUACUUGAUUCAUAAAUAGCACUGAAGUAUGUAGGCCUCACCCCACCCCCCCAAGACUCAAAUAUUUGCAAUUCUAUUACAGUAAAGUUUUCAGCAGGUCAACCUAUGAUUCCAGCUUUAGGUACUGUUAAAAGGUAUGAAGUAAAAUGCUACAUACCAUUGAUUAUGAUUCAUGAUCAUCCAAAUACAAGAAUGCAGAUUUUUUCAUUUAAAUUGUUUGCUAAUUUAAAUAUUAUAAUUUGUUAACAUUGUUAUAAAAUUCCACUUCUGAAACCCAUAAAGAAAUGUACAUCAACUUGAAAAGGUAAUGAUAGCGUCAUACUUUAGAAUUCACUGUUAAUCACCAAGGUUUCCUCGUCUUCCUCCUCCUGUGGCACAUGGUUUGUUUUUUUUUUUUUAAUGAAUUCACACUAACCGCAAGUCAUGAUUUUGUCCUGAAUAAUUAAAAGUUUGCUUUCUUUCCCCCCAUUUCCUUGCAGUAGGGUAACAGAAAGCAUGGCGUUAAGAGUUAGAGGCUGGACUGAUCUCCUGUGUGUAUUCUGUGACCAGCAGACCUUGGCCCUUUCACAUAUUAUUAGACUGCAGGUCAGCCUGGCUGCUUCGGGCCGAGGCUGCCGGUCUGACCACAGCCUGGGAAAAGCAGAACAGGAGGCAGCGUGGUCAGCUUCUCUGACUGCAUCCCCUCCAUUUCUUAGUGUGCUGAUUUGGUUUAGUUUUUUUCAAAGGUUGGAGUUGGAAAAUGAGAACCCUAGAUACUUGUGGAAUGUUUGUCCGGCUAUAGUUAUUCCUUGUUUGGCGUGUCCCUCUUCCUCACUGGCAUGUCGCUCUCAAGUGGACCGAAGGACAUUUUGUUCUGUUGAAAGCCCCACGACCAAAAGGAAAGAAUUGCCAAGUAUUUCCCAAUCUACUUCCCGGCCUAUACCAACAACCAUAUACUAAGAAGCACUAAACAAGCACAGUGGAGCGCUUAACAGCCAUAUAGUCAAAAGUAUUUUUGUAACAUGUCAGGGCACGGCAUGAAUUCCUUCCUCUUUAAGCAGCAACUUGCAGACCUGCUGUUUUUCAGUAAUACAGAAUUAAGCAAAAGUGUCAGAUUUUUUUAUGAGUUAGAUGGACAAGCAGAAUUUAUUACCUUUUGUUUUUAAUAUACUUGGUUACAUAUUUACCUUUGAAAUAAAAUGAAAUGAGACCUCAUAAUACUGAGAGGGGAAAAAAAAAUCAGCCCUCAGAUUUGAAUAGAACCAGUUUAAACAGUAUUUUUGAUUCUUUAUCUAGUGAAAAGUAUGAAAAGUAUGUGUUAAGGUAUAUAGGGCAAAACAGUUGAUAAAUUAUGGUAACGAAGGGUAAAAAUAGACACGUUCCUUUCUGAAAAUGAAGAAGGGCUCAGCCUUGGAACUAUCUUCCAUUUUUAGAUGUUGUAGUCAUUAUUCUUAAUCCCACCAGAAAUAUAUUCAUUCUGUGAGCAUGUGCAGGAUGGCUACCUGUUGUGUUCAUUACACUGUUCAGACACUAACAAGUAUGUGUUUGUAUGGAGUUGGAAUGUGUUUUCCCCGAGUGCCCCUGAUGUUCAUCAUCCAAAUUUACCUGUAAAAACACAUGACCGCUUCCUCUCCACACCUUAGGCUUCCCGCUCUUGGAAAACAAUAGUAUAGUAGUUUCUAUAGAAUUUUCACUGAGGAACUAUAUGGUUCCAGAAUAACAGAUACAGUAGAUUGGUUUUGCUGUGGUAAAUUUUUCUUCUAAAAUUCCUAAUACGUCAGUUUCCAAAGGAGGAGAUCAGUACCCGACAUGACUUUAGAAGUAAUUUCUCUCUACUUGGAGGUAUAUGUUUCUAAUUAUAUUAUACAUAGGUUAAUAUUUUUUAAAAGUUUGAAAUGUUCACUGUUAGGGUGCAUCGAGAGCCAGUUUAGAAAUGUUUUAAUUGCUGUCAUUACUUCAUGUGUGGAUUAUGGACAAAUCAAAGUUUGCUUGUGAUACAUAUAUAUCACACACAUACAUAUAUACACACACUCACUCAAAUUGUAACACUGCAUAAAUUUGUCAAAUUUUAAAAACUCAGACUCUUGCCUUCUUUUGUGUGUAUAAACUUGUGAUUUUAUUUUUGAGAAUAGAGUUGGUCUGCUGUGCUAACUUCAUCUCUGUCAUUCCAAGGGUUUGAUUAUUUCUAUUUUUUCUUCAAAAAUAAAAAAAGAAAUGAAAAUCCAAUUUACAGGGUCAUAUAUUGAUAUUUCUAGACAUGGUCAAGUUCUAAAAGAAUUUACUUGGUCUGCAUUUUUAAGCAUUUCAUGUAGAUAGAGUAAUAUAUUUUUAUACAACACUGUUUCUACAUUUAUUUCAAGUCUAUUUUCAGUGACUUUUUCAAGUGCGUGUGUUAACAGAAGAUGGUUUGGAAUGAGUACACAGUGGCCUUCGUUACCAACUCGAAGUGUAUAAUAUGUGUGAUUAUAGAAAACAAGAAUCUGUUUAUACUGUACACUGAAACCUAAUGCCGCUCUUCUAAAGCUUUGUACAUUAUUUUCAUGAAAUAGAUUAAAUAUUUUCCCUCUAAA